This is a messenger RNA of Suillus paluster, 1235 nucleotides long. RefSeq lists its product as uncharacterized. The transcript has 3 exons. The coding region runs from base 21 to 1094 and encodes 357 amino acids. NCBI's taxonomy places the organism in Eukaryota, Fungi, Basidiomycota, Agaricomycetes, Boletales, Suillaceae. The record is from RefSeq and is a predicted model, not a curated record.
AUGCCAAACAUCUAAAUUUUAUGGCACACAGGGGUGGUUGUGCAUGCCUCAGGACUACGAUACCACGCAUCUCACUAUUCAUCUCUGGCAGGAUGACUACGACAGACACGAUGGACCUGGUCGCUGACGACGACAUUGAUACAGAAACGUUGCAGGCCAAAAUCAAUAUGUCCAUGUCAUUUGCGGAAGAUCUAGUCUCAUCCUGGAUAAAGCCCGCACAUAAAGCUAAUCUCAGCAAAAGCGCGGUAGACGCCCAAAAGUUACUCGAUGAGCAACUAAGAAGACCUCCCAGACUCGGUGUUGGUGCUCCGAUACCCGAAUCCUCUGUAACGGCUCGUGACGCUGCGCGUCUGAAGCAUCGGUUGAUGGGGAAAGGAAAGAAGCGCGCCACUGAAGAUGAUAAUACCCCAAAACCGGAGCAUUCAGAAGACGAAGAAAGAAGGGGAGGGACAAUUAGAAAGAAACCGAAACUUGAUCCGUUCGUAGGAAGAUCAAAGGCGAAAGCGAAAAUUGUUGUGAACCCUGCCACGCAAUUAACCCAUAAUCCUAAUCGACAAGCGCACUGUGGGGAUAGCAAGACCGGGGAUGAUAAUUUGGAACAGGGUCGUGAGGGUCAUUCCAUGUCUUCUUCGCUUGGAGCGACUCAAAUUAACACAGAUUUGUCUGCGAAAAAGAGGGAGAAGAAACGGCGGAGGCAUGCUACUGGCAUGGAAGCAAGCAUGAGCUUCCAAGAGCUGGCGAUCCCCCAUUACCAGCCUAUCAUUACCAGCCCAGAUCGAUCCGGCAAUCAAAGUCUUCCUGUUAAUCCACCUCCCCUCGGUAGCGAAUCGUCUUCCGUUUCAUUUUCGAUAUCCGGUCCAUUUUCAAUGUCUACUUUGCAAACAGAGUUGAAACGGGAUGGCGAAUUGAAUGUCCCGGAUACGUCCACUCAAUUGACUGCACCACCUACGGAAGCUUCGCGUUUAACGGUCCCGCUGCUGAACCUUGACGGUCCGCCGGAGCGAGGAGAUGGAUCCGGUAAGGAUGACAACCCGGACAGUCCCAAGAAGAAGCGCAAAAGACGCAAAAAAAAGAAGCAUCCUUUUCAAAUUUGACGGUUAAUCUCGAUCAUACACUUCGUAAUUGCCCAUGCAGAUCUAUGUCUUAUAUCCACGUGUAUCAUAUCUCAUCUUUCCAUUUGAGCAGAAUACUAUGCCAAGGACCCGAUGCUGUUAUGUCCUGGCGAUUCAUUGCAU